CUCACACAAAUACAAAACAACAUAAAUUUCGCAAAGCAACAAGUUUUCAAAUAAAUUUUUUACUUAAAUUAUGCACUUAAUUAAAAAUAUUAUUUAAAUAUCAAAACAAAACAUGAAUCGUUAUAAAGUAAGCUCCCUAGUGGGAGAAGGUUCUUUUGGUAUGGUGUACAAAGCCGUGCGUAAAGAUGAUGACCAAACAGUGGCCAUUAAAGUUAUAUCCAAACGAGGACGUUCUACUCGUGAACUAAAGAAUUUACGAAGAGAAUGUGAUAUACAAGCCCAACUGAAACAUCCCAAUGUUAUUGAAAUGUUGGAGUCUUUUGAAACUAAAAAUGAGUUGGUUGUGGUUACAGAAUUUGCUCUCAUUGAUUUACAUCGCUAUAUGUCGCGCAAUGGUGCCUUGACCGAGGAUAAGGCACAACGUUUAAUCUGCCACUUGGUGUCGGCUUUGUAUUAUUUGCACUCCAAUCGUAUUUUACAUCGUGAUUUAAAACCUCAGAAUGUUUUACUCGAUGAAGAUUUACAUGCCAAGUUGUGCGAUUUUGGUCUGGCCAGAAAUAUGACUAUGAGUACUCAUGUCUUGACUUCUAUUAAAGGCACUCCCUUAUAUAUGGCCCCAGAGUUAUUGGCCGAAAAGCCAUAUGAUCAUCAGGCUGAUCUGUGGUCUUUGGGUUGUAUAGCCUAUGAAACUAUGGCUGGACAGCCACCAUUUUGUACCACAUCUAUAUUGCAUUUGGUAAAAAUUAUCAAGCACGAAGAUGUAAAAUGGCCAAGUUUUCUCAGCAGCGAGUGUCGCUCGUUUUUACAGGGUUUAUUGGAAAAAGAUCCUUCCUUGCGUACCAGCUGGGCUCAGAUUUUAUGUCAUCCUUUUGUUGAAGGUAAACUCUAUAUAAAAGCUGGCAUUAAAGCUGAGAAUUCACCUUUUAUUAAUCCUCAAAUUAAUAAAAACAAAACAAAGACUUCGAAUACAAAAGAAAACUUGGAUAUUAAUAAAAUUACCAAGAACUUGCGAACAAUUAAUUUAAACGAAACCCAGGAUAAUCUUAUGUGUUCGCGUGACAGUAUUAAUGCCAUACCACCCAGUGAUAUUGAGCAAUUAGAGACGGAUGUUGAGGAUAAUAUAAAUCGAAUUUCGGUACCUUUUACCGAACAGUCAUAUCGCAAUGAUAAUGCAAAAACGAUUACCCAAACACCCUCGAAGCCGCCUGAUAUUGCUCCAGUUGCGGCAGCACCAGUAGUAAAUUCGCAGACUUGUUUUGUAAGCGGUAAUAAUAAUAUGAUUUUAAAUCAUUUAAACGACAAUUUUGCUGUACAUGAGGCCACCAAAACCACUGCAAGUGGCACAACUAAAAAUAAACCCUUGGCCUGUAACAACUCGACUAAGAAAUCGCGCAAUAAAGAUUUGGAAAAGCGUAAACUUAGUCAAAAUCUUGACAAUUUUUCUCUUCGUUUGGGUAACAAUGUUGAAAAUGACAAUCAAAAGAAAUCUAGUGAUAAGAUUUCUCUUUCGAAAAAGGAUCAGGAAAAUAAUUUAAAAGAUUCUAAAAGUACAGCUAUAAAAACUCCGAAUCAGUCGGGAGAGGAAAAACAAUCUAGUGAUAAGAUUUCUCUUUCGAAAAAGGAUCAGGAAAAUAAUUUAAAAGAUUCUAAAAGUACAGCUAUAAAAACUCCGAAUCAGUCGGGAGAGGAAAAACAAAGCACAGAAAAUUCACCACCUUGUUUAUUACCCGGCUGGGAUUCUUGUGAUGAAUCUCAAAGUCCUCCCAUAGAAAAUGAGGAAUGGUUGGCCUUUUUGCAUCGCUCUAUGCAGGAGGUACUUGAUGGUGAAUUGGAAUCUUUAAAACAGCAAAAUUUGGUCAGUAUUAUAGUGGCGCCUUUACGUAAUUCUAAAGCCAUACCCAAGGUAGUGGAUAGUGUGGCUCAAUUGUUGUCUUUGCCAUUUGUGUUGAAUGAACCCUUAAGUAUUAUAGAAGUUAUAAAAAUGGUCUAUGCUGAUGUUAAACUGGUGCCCAAUUUAAUGUAUGCCUCCAAACUAUUAAUCUAUCAGCGAUCUGUUGAUGAUUCCACCGCCUCGUUGCCCUUGCCCAACAAUCCACAACGUAAAAUACGCACAGUGAGUGAAUUAAAUAAUGAAGAAAUCAAAUGUGCCUCCAGAUUAUAUGAACUCAUUUGCCAUUUGGUUCUCAUUAAACAACAAUUCUUGACACAAUUUUGUGAUGCAGUGGCUAUAUUGGCUGCCGAUGAAUUACUCAUCAACUUUCUCAAUCAGGACUUUAAAAAUGUUUAUGCUUUGCGCAUAGCAAAUUGUAUAUUGGCCUUAUUGGGUUGUGUUUUAAGAGAGUUACCAGAAAAUGCCGAAUUGGUAGAAAAAAUUAUAUUUUCUUCUAAAGUAGACCUAUUGGCUUUACUAAAACAUCCUAAUGAUCUACUAAGAUUGAGAAUGUGUAUGUUGAUACGUUUGUUGGGCAGAUUUAGUUUAAGGGCGUUACAAAAUUCCUGGUCCUCGAAUGUUAAGCAAGCCAUUGAAGACUUAGCCGAAGAUAAUAAUGGAGAAGUAAAAGAGGAAGCAGAAAAUACUCUAAAUGAACUACGUCAAUUUUCAUUUUAUUCUUAAAGUGGAAAAUCACAAACAUUUUUAUAUUUUAAGCUUAAAAACAAAGGCAUUUAUUUUUGUCUUACUAUGUAACCUUUUUAUGUGUUUUUAACAAUUUAUUUUAUACUUAA
Lucilia sericata (common green bottle fly) is the source of this 2724-nucleotide messenger RNA. It is a transcript of the gene fu, whose product is annotated as serine/threonine-protein kinase fused. The transcript has 8 exons. Gene Ontology annotation, molecular function: protein kinase activity; ATP binding. Gene Ontology annotation, cellular component: cytoplasm. The record is from RefSeq and is a predicted model, not a curated record. NCBI's taxonomy places the organism in Eukaryota, Metazoa, Arthropoda, Insecta, Diptera, Calliphoridae. Bases 113 to 2614 code for a protein of 833 amino acids. Gene Ontology annotation, biological process: protein phosphorylation.